Molecule: messenger RNA, 3646 nt
Organism: Cuscuta campestris
Lineage: Eukaryota; Viridiplantae; Streptophyta; Magnoliopsida; Solanales; Convolvulaceae
Source: the annotation of a GenBank genome assembly
UUUCUGUUCUUUCUUUCUUCACCAUUUUCCUUCUCCCAUUUGCUCCCAUCCUUUUCAUUUAUUAAAUGUCCAGCACCGUAGCCCCUCUCUCUCUAUCCCUUCACUUUAAUCAAUCCAUCGAUAAACCCUCCGCCAUAGCCUUGAACCCUCGUAGCAGCAGCAGCAGCAGUAGUUCUCCCGUUAUGUGGAGAAACGCAUCCAGGCAGAUCUCUUCUAAAGCCUCGCACAAUAAAUUCUCUCUCAACUUCGGCAAUCCUUGUCAUCUUCGCACCUGCAGGUUUAUUGGGUUUUCCAAAGAUUCGAUUUUUCCGGAGAAUUUAUUAGAAUUGAAGUCACUCGUUCCCAUUUCUUGCUCGAAGAAUGGCUCCACGGGAUUGGGUUUCUGUAAGAUUGCCAGGUUUCUGCCCCGUGAUGAUUUUCUGAGCAGACCCGGUUUUCCCAGCACCCAAUUUUCCUCCAAGAGCUUUGCUAGUGUGGCCGAAGCUGUUGAGAUUUUCUCCAGUGAGACUGAAGAAAGUGCGCCUGCAGUAGCUAAUGAGGUUGAGGUAUUGGUGGCAGAGAUGAGAAGGGAAGAUUUGAACAAGUUAAAUGAGUUUAGGAGAAAGCAGACUAUGUCCAGAGGAAUGGGGGUAUGGAAGUAUGUCGCCCUUAAGAGAAGACAGGUAAAGAUUGAGACUGAGGCAUGGGAGAAAGCUACCAAGGAGUACAGGGAACUUCUGGAGGAUAUGUGUGCUCAUAACCUGGCUCCUAAUUUGCCAUACAUGAAAUCACUCUUUCUUGGAUGGUUUGAGCCGUUGUGUAAAAGAAUUUCUGAAGAACAGCAGCUUUAUCGGGAGGGAUCAUCAAGAGCAGAGCAUUUGAAAUACAUUGAUCAGUUACCUGCAGAUAUGAUAGCAGUUAUAACAAUGCAUAAGGUAAUGGGGUCAUUGAUGGCUGGCGGUGAACAUGGCUCUGCAAAGCUGGUGCAUGUUGCAAAUGCGCUGGGAGAUGCAAUCGAACAGGAGGUUAGAAUACACAGACUUUUGAAGAGAAAAAAACAGACAAAAGGUAGUAAAGAUACAAAUAAAAGUAUUAAUGUCAACGGAGAUACAAGUAUGGAAGAAGAGCCUAAUGGUGUUGCAGAAGACGAACAAAAUCUUCAGAGGAAAGUCACUAAUUUGAUAAAGAAGAACAAUCUACGAGCAGUGAGACGAGUACUGGAUAGCCAAGAUCACUUGAAGCACUGGGAACCAAAUGUUAAGGUUAAGGUUGGAAGCCAUUUGGUUGAGUUGAUUUUGCAAACAGCCUAUAUUCAGCCACAGACCGAAGAGUUAUCUGAUGGUCCACCAGAUGUUCGACCUGCAUUCGUUCAUACAUCUAAGACUGUCUCUAACCAAGCAAAGGGCCCUAGCAGAAGAUAUGGUGUGAUACAAUGCGACCCAUCGGUUCUCAAAGGUCUUGAAAGAUCUGCCCGACACAUGGUGAUUCCUUACAUGCCAAUGCUAAUUCCUCCCAUCAAGUGGAAAGGUUAUGACAAGGGUGCACACCUUUAUUUGCCUUCAUAUGUCAUGCGGACACAUGGAGCAAGACAACAAAGAGAAGCUUUGAAGAGAGCCCCUAGGAAGCAGCUAGAAUCUGUCUAUGAGGCACUAGAUACACUUGGAAGUACCAGGUGGAGAAUAAAUAAGAGAGUACUCUCUGUUGUUGAUAGAAUAUGGUCUAGUGGUGGUCGUCUUGCUGGUCUAGUUAGCCGUGAUGAUAUCCCUUUGCCAGACCAACCAGACAGUGAAGAUGAAACAGUACUUAAAAAGUGGAAGUGGAAAGUUGGGACAAUCAAGAAAGAGAACAGAGAAAGGCAUUCACAGCGAUGCGAUAUAGAGCUCAAACUUGCUGUAGCACACAAAAUGAAAGAUGAAGAAGGUUUCUUUUACCCACACAAUCUUGAUUUCCGUGGCCGUGCAUAUCCUAUGCAUGCACACCUAAACCAUCUGGGCUCUGAUAUCUGUCGAGGAGUGUUGGAGUUUGGUGAAGGACGCCCUCUUGGGAAGUCAGGCCUGCGUUGGCUAAAGAUACACUUGGCCAAUUUAUAUGCUUGUGGUGUUGAUAAAUUAUCUCUUGAUGGUCGGAUUGCAUUCACUGAAAAUCAUGUGGAUGAUAUAUUUGAUUCAGCUGACAAACCACUAGAGGGAAAGCGCUGGUGGCUGAAAGCAGAGGAUCCAUUCCAGUGUUUAGCAGCAUGUAUUAAUCUCGCCGAAGCGCUUAGAAGCACAUCCCCUGAGACGACCAUUUCACAUGUUCCAGUGCACCAGGAUGGUUCUUGCAAUGGUCUGCAACACUAUGCUGCCCUUGGAAGAGAUCAAUUAGGAGCAGUUACUGUGAAUCUGGUUGCAGGAGAAAAACCUGCUGAUGUUUACUCAGGCAUAGCAGCUAGAGUUCUGGAUAUCAUGAAGAGAGAUGCACUGGAAGAUCCUGAUGAAUUUCCAGAUGCAUUACAUGCCAGGCGCCUAAUUAAUCAGGUGGAUAGGAAACUGGUGAAGCAAACGGUGAUGACAUCAGUUUAUGGCGUCACAUAUAUCGGUGCCCGAAAUCAAAUCAAGAGGAGACUAAAAGAGCGUGGGGUGAUUGAAGACGACUCUGAACUUUUUGGUGCAGCCUGUUAUGGUGCAAAAGUCACAUUAACUGCACUCGGGGAGAUGUUUGAAGCUGCACGCGGUAUCAUGGGUUGGCUUGGAGAUUGUGCGAAGAUAAUUGCUUCUGAAAACCAACCAGUUCGAUGGACAACUCCCCUUGGUCUUCCAGUUGUGCAGCCUUACCGCAAGCUUGGAAGCCGCCUUGUUAAAACUUCUCUUCAGGUGUUAACAUUGCAACGAGAAACCGAAACGAUCAUGGUCAAGAGGCAGAGAACGGCUUUUCCUCCCAAUUUUGUUCAUUCUCUUGAUGGUUCACAUAUGAUGAUGACUGCAGUUGCAUGCAAAAGGGCCGGCUUGAGAUUUGCAGGAGUUCAUGACUCGUACUGGACGCAUGCAUGUGAUGUGGACGAGAUGAGCAAGAUUCUACGGGAGAAAUUCGUCGAGCUUUAUGAAAAACCCAUACUAGAAGAUCUAUUGGAGAGCUUUCAACAGUCGUUCCCUACAUUAUCUUUUCCACCAUUGCCCGAACGAGGGGACUUUGAUCUGAAAGAUGUCCUCGGAUCUCCAUACUUCUUCAACUGAUUAUUGCUCUCGGGCUCGUGUGCGAAAAACCCAAAAUAUGGCCCGAAGGUGACGUGGGACCCGUCUCUCUGUAUAUAUGUGAGCCGAAGAAAGGGCUUUGUUGGGCAGACAGACGUCUCGAGUACACAUGCACGCAGGGAUUGAUUAGGAAAGUGCCCUACAGUUGUGAGGUAUGAAGUUUUGAGGGAUUAGUAUAUUUGGAGAGAUAAAUGCCCUUAUAGUCACUGUUUAUCUUGAGAUACUGCCCUAUAGUUACCAAUUCUGCCACUGAAAAUGCCAGUUUGAGUUUUCCUGAUGUAAAUGUUCUAGGUGUGUUUGUUUCAAGUCUCUUUUAGAUUAUUUUAUAGUGUCGAAGCUGUAAUUUUUUUUAACCAUUAGUCACGUCAUUACUUGAUUUAAAUAGAGCUUUUUGAAUUAAUUUCUUGAUAUGUAUACAUUAAAUUGUUAAUACAAAA